This is a messenger RNA of Leptinotarsa decemlineata (Colorado potato beetle), 3402 nucleotides long. RefSeq names its product voltage-gated inwardly rectifying potassium channel KCNH7. Gene Ontology annotation, molecular function: voltage-gated potassium channel activity. The record is from RefSeq and is a predicted model, not a curated record. Gene Ontology annotation, biological process: potassium ion transmembrane transport; regulation of membrane potential. Gene Ontology annotation, cellular component: plasma membrane. Lineage: Eukaryota; Metazoa; Arthropoda; Insecta; Coleoptera; Chrysomelidae.
CUGAGGAUGUCGAAAAGCAAUGAUUCAUCUCAUUCUGCUGUAACUGCUGUUUAUUUUGUGAUGAUGUCAUUAUCGACGGGACUAGGCGAAUUUUUAUCAAAAACGAACAAUGAAAUCGUCUUAAUGAUUUCCAUAAUACUAUUUGCCAUUUUCUGGAAGUACUAUAUGUUGGCUAAACUGAUAUCCUCACUAUUCCUGGAAAACUUCCACAAGAAACAGCAGAAGUUAAGAUUCUUCUUGAAAAGAUUUUCUAUUUUCUAUCGCAUGCCACCAUUGGGUUACCGAAGGUUGAGUGAAAAAUUUCGAAUAGAUCCUUAUUUUUAUGAAGGCACUAAUAAGAACUUCAUCGAGAAAACUGUUCCUCACUACCUGUUAAUGCUGCUACAAACAAGUAAAAUCAAAAAUACUUUAGGCGAAAUACCACUAUUCUUGAUGGUAGACAGUUAUUUCCUAACAUUUGGUGAUUUAACUCGUCAGAUGUAUGUUAUUCAGAAGGGGUUUUGUCGCAUUUACAACUCGGAGGACUGUUUAGAAAGAACUGUGGGACCCGGAACGCAACUGGGAGUUCUAGAAAUGUUUUUUUGCAUGCCAAAAAAGCAUACAGUUGUCACAUGCACUGAUUGUGUUAUUAUUAGUCUAGAAUAUACGAGUAUACGUCAGAUUUUGGGAUUAUUUCCUAAGGAAUAUAGUACUAUUGAGGAUAUUGUUCACAAUGAAAACAUUAUGAGUCUUUUGAAGAAGAUAGAUACUAAUGAAGACGCAUAUGAGAAUUGCGACAUUGGGAGGCAUAUUAUUGUAGAUCGAAAGUGCUUCAUCAGUUUGUCCAAAUCGUGGCCGAAUUACUGUGAAGUAUACAGACAAAAAUUGGGUUCCUUGUGGUUUUUCGCUGUUCUACUCAUGCCAGUAUCUAUUCACCCAGAAGGGUUUUUUCUCAUAUUCUGGUGUGCCAUAAGAAGUGUUUUUAUUGUUAUUUUGAGUAUUUUGGAACCUAUCAUGGUUUUGGUUCCAUCAUUUGUCGAUGGGUUAUAUUGGUGGAAAGUGGUUUGUCAUUCAUCUUUGUAUUUCGACAUUUAUAUUCUCAUGCAUGUAGCAUAUUUUGAUGAUGGAGGUUUUUUGAAAAUUCAUCCGGCCCAUACAUUUUGGUACUAUAUUUGCCACGGAUUCUUAUUGGACUUAUUAGCUGCGAUACCGUGGGAAUUAUUAUUGAUCCACCUCAACCCGGAUAAUCAUGGCAUGAUAGCAUUUCCACAUUUUCAUCAUUGUUCUUGGAGUCUUUUGAAGCUUACCCAAUUUUACAAAGUUUUCAAAUUUCUAUCAUUCUUCGACGAGAACAUUUUUGGAACUGUCAAGGUCAUGAAAAUCUCCAAGAUAUUUCUAGUUAUUGUUCUGAUUACAAAUAUUCUAACUAAUAUAGUAAUUAGUUAUAGCUGCCAAAUAGUGACUGACGUCCAGUAUCUUCAAUGUAUGAAUGAUUUCUGGCAGAAAAAUUCUCCCUUCGGAAGAUUGCGAGAACCUGCAGAAAGAUAUAUUGUGGGAAUAUACACUGCUGUGAAUUUCAUGACACAAACUGGAUUUGAAGAUAUAACAUCUGCAAGUUUUGAGCCUAGCAUUGUAGCAAUCAUUUCUGUUUUACUGGGAUUCAUAGUAUUCGCCAUAUUUACUGCAAUUGUGGCAAACAUUAUCCUCGAAGGUUCUGUGGAAACGUCCGAAAGUCCUGAAGAAGUGUUUACUUUAAUGAACAUUCUCGAUUCCAAAGGUUUGAAGAAUGACGUAAGGAGAAAAUGUUUCAGGCAUUUUGAAUAUAUUUGGAGGUAUAAUGGCCCGCCAUCCCAUCAAAUGAUCAAACACUACAACCCCGAACUGGACGUUAACAAUACACUCUUUUAUUUCUACAGAAACAUUCUCCAGGAUGUGCCACUUUUCAUCAGUUUUGACGAUAAUUUUCUGGGCGUUUUGAUAGAUCACAUAUUUGUGAAACUGUUUAUUAAAGGCGAGACUGUGGUUAAAUACAAAGAUAUUCUAUCGGAAAUUUUCAUCGUAGCAAAAGGUGAAGUAGAUAUUUUGAAUAAAAAUAAGGAAUAUAUGCAAACUAUUGGUCCCACUGGAGUGUUUGGAAAUAUCUCUGACAAUUUUAAUAAGCUCAGUGGAAUUUAUGUCGUUGCGAAAAGAAAUGUGGAAAUAUGGAUUUUCAAUACUGAGAAACUGUUAAAUAUUAUCGACGUCUAUUCAGCAAUUUCUGAUGAUCUGGAACAUAUCAUGAAAACGAAGCCAAAUUUCAUAAUGCCAAUAGUUUCGGAUGAACCCGACAUUCAAAAUGAACUCGAAGCCGAUUUUGAUCCAGCUGUUAAAAAAUCAAGUUUAUUAUUAACGAAAUAUGAAGCAAUUCAGUUCUGUUUACCUCAAAGAUGGUUCAAAUUUUCACUGGAAUAUGAUCAUGGAAUUUUUAAAGUUUUUGAUGCUAUGACAGCAGUUGCAAGCAUUUUGAAUUUAUUAGUAAUACCUUACGUUUUUGUUACCCAAGAAAAGUUUUUAUUGGGUUACUUGUAUCUACUAUUCGAGCCAAUAUUCUAUCUGAGAAUAUUUUUCAAACUGCACCGUAGCUAUGUCAACGUUUAUGGAAAUUUAAUACAGAGUAAUAGAAAGUUACGCAAGAAAUAUAUAAAUAGCCCUUUGCAACUAUUUUGGGAUGUGGUACCCAACUUCCCAAUAGGUUGCAUGUGUUUCAUUUUUCCAAGAGAAGAAUGGUUUUUUUCCUACAGUUGUCUCAGAUUGCUUCACAUUUUGAGAUUUUAUUAUAUAUCGCAGUAUUUUGAGUGUAAUAGUGAUCUGCACAGAAAGAUAUGGUUAUUGUUAACAAAAUUACUUGUAUACUACUUCUUCAUAAUACAUAUUUUGUCUUGCACGUGGUUCAUGAUGGCCUGCCCCUUCGAUAACUGCAUUUCCGAAUCGUGGAUUUCAAGAUUUGAGAAACAUGUUCUGCAUACCCCCGUUUUUUAUCGGAUGAUGUUGUCUUAUUAUUACAUUUUGACUGUGUUAACAAGUACUGGAAUUGCUGAUAUAAAAUCAACUAAUGUUCUGGAGGUACUGUUCACUUCUUCAGUGAUGAUUGUUGGGAAAAUAAUGUUGGCGGUACUUUUAGGAUAUGUUUUGCGAACCCUUCAUCAUUCUGAAAGUAGGCUUUUGAGAUACGAAAACGAAUCAAGAAAUUGCACCAAAUUUUUGAAAGAAUGGAAUGUGCCAGAUUAUCAGAUAAGAAGGACGAGAUUAUAUAUGAAGAAUAUGUGGGAGUACGAAAAAGGAAGAAAACCUUUCAAACUUCUGGACCUUUUACCCAAUCCGCUGAAACGAGAUGUACUUAUAUCAAUUUAUGGAACUUUGUUGAGAGAUACAUUUCUUUUCAAG